UACCAUGCAGCUGUAAACUCAUUAUUCACGAUCGUAUCUCUUCUACUUUGUUCUGUCCCCUGUUUGCAUCGUGGCGCCGGGGUGGCAGCGGAACGGUGGGAAGGUCGACAGCGUUAGGAGGUUCCAAAGCAUUUGACUUUGCUUUGAUUGCUGCCCGAGAGAGGAAGGAGGGAGAGAGGGCGAAGGGGCAGGACUUUCUUUUCUCUUGUACUGUUAAGUGGAAACUUUGUGUUUCGUUCUCAAAGUUCAGCUCAGUCCUCACGAGUGGUGUCUCCUUUCUUCGCCCUUUGCAAUUCACUUUGUGCGCCAAUGUCUUUGUUUUUUCGCCUUUUUAGACUUUUCAGGGGGAGUCUGAGCAUCAAAAGGCAAUGCUCCUCCUAACUAUUCUUUGUAUCUCUCUAAAUUAUUCUUCUGUGACAUUGCACUGUUGUCCAUAUUAAUUUGACUGGGAAUAUAAAGGAUACUAUUUACUAUAAGCCUGUUCUGUGUGAAGAUGACCAGCGUAUAUUUUUCGUUUUCUGAGAGCAUGGUGCUUUUUAAGUUUGUUCUUUUGUACAUUGUUGAGUUCUCUUGUGCGGGCGUUGCGCUCUCCGAUACUGGUCUCGUCACUUUAAAGAAUUUUGUUCCACCUGUGACCGACUCGCUUCACGCACCUGCCCCCCGAAAAAACGGAUUUGUGCAAACCAUCGAUCGGAUCUACCAUGGGGACGGCAAAGUGGGUUAUCUCCUGUAUAUGGACGGCAGGAAAUUUCUGUUGGAUAUGGAAAGGGAUGAGGCUGUCUUAUCCCGUCACUUCAGUUCUAAGUAUGUGGAUGCGCUCCAUGCGACGGGCAAGGGUAUACUACCACUACACAAGGAUUGUGUUUACCGUGGCACUGUGGAUUCAAACCCCAAAUCUCUAGCGCUGUUCCGCUUGUGCGGCGGCGGGUUGGAGGGCUUCUUUGCUGUGAAGCAUGACCGCUACAAUAUUAAACCUCUCACCAGGGCAAAAGGACACGAGAACGAUGUGCACAUCAUAGAAGAAGCCACAGCGAACCUAGCUCUUCACUUCUAUUCCAGGGAGCGUUUCAGUUUUGAGGCCAAGCCCGUUCGCGAAAGUUGCGGUACACGAGAAGGGCGCAGGCACGCAGCCGGGAAACGCAGUGGCAGGGAACGGUUGGGAGGGAGAAGUCACAGCCAUAGUCGUGCUCUGGGUGGAAAAGGUCGCAGGAUACACGGUGCACUGUCGUGGUUCUUCAACUCGAAUUCUCGCACGUCAGGUAAGAGGCGAAAGAGGUCGGUCUCGCGCACCAGGCACAUAGAACUCCUUCUUGUUGCUGACGAGUCCAUGUCCAAGAAAUACGGCAACGACUUGAACCACUACCUGUUGACGCUGGCUUCCAUUGCCUCUAAAUUGUACGGCCACGCCAGCAUCGAGAAUCCAAUCCGCUUGUCGGUUGUGAAAGUGGUGGUGGUGACAGAUAAGGAGAAGGGUUUGGAGGUGUCCAAAAACGCGGCAGCCACGCUCAAGAGUUUCUGCAAAUGGCAGAAUCAGCAGAACUCGUUGGAUGACGAUGACCAACAGCACCACGACGCUGCCAUCCUCUUCACGAGGCAGGACCUGUGUGGGCAUCACUCCUGUGACACGCUGGGAAUGGCGGACGUGGGCACCAUCUGCUCUCCGGAGCGCAGCUGUGCGGUGAUCGAGGACGAUGGGCUGCAUGCUGCCUUCACCGUGGCACAUGAGAUUGGGCAUCUCCUGGGCCUGUCCCAUGAUGACUCUAAGUUCUGUGAGGAGCACUUCGGCUCUAGUGAGGACAAGCGCCUCAUGUCCUCCAUUCUGACCUCCAUCGACGCCUCCAAACCUUGGAGCCGGUGCACCUCCGCCACCAUCACUGACUUCUUUGACGAUGGAAACGCGGAGUGCCUGCUGGAUCCCCCUCACCAGCCUAUCCUUGGCCCCGAGGAGCUGCCAGGGCAGAGCUACGAUGCCAUCCGCCAGUGCCGGUUGGCAUUCGGGCCGGAGUACACAGUGUGCCCGGGUAUGGAUGUGUGCGCCCGUCUAUGGUGCGCUGUGAUCCGGCAGGGCCAGAUGGUCUGCCUCACCAAGAAGUUGCCUGCCGUUGAGGGCACACCCUGCGGCAAGGGCCGCAUCUGCCUGCACGGCAAGUGCGUGGACAAGAUGCGCAAGAAGCAGUACUCGACCUCAAAUCAUGGCAGUUGGAGCUCCUGGGGGUCCUGGGGAAUGUGCUCUCGUACCUGCGGUGGUGGGGUGCAGUUCGCUCACCGUCUAUGCAACAACCCUCCUCCCCGCAAUAACGGGCGUUACUGCACAGGAAAGAGGGCUAUCUACAGAUCCUGUAACAUCACCCCCUGCCCCCAACCAAGUAAGAGUUUCCGUCUGGAGCAGUGUCAGGCACGUAAUGGGCACCAAACUGACCCCAAGGGUGUGAAAACCUUCGUGGAAUGGGUGCCAAAGUUUGCUGGGGUGCUGCCAGGGGAUGUUUGUAAACUGACCUGCCGGGCCAAGGGCACAGGAUACUACGUAGUGUUCUCCCAAAGGGUGACAGAUGGGACUGAGUGCAGGCCCUUCAGCAGCUCAGUGUGUGUGAAGGGGAAGUGUGUGCGCACUGGCUGUGAUGGGAUCAUCGGCUCCAAGCUGCAGUUUGAUAAGUGUGGCAUCUGUGGAGGGGACAGCACAACCUGCAUAAAGGUUGUGGGCAACUUUACCAAGAAGAGUAAGGGUUACACAGACGUGGUGAAGAUUCCGGUAGGCUCUACCCACAUUAAGAUCCGCCAGCACAAGCCCAAGGACCAGCUGCGCUUCACAGCCUACCUGGCAUUGCGUCGUCCCAGCGGGGAAUACCUGCUGAAUGGAAAGUUCAUGAUCUCCACAUCAGAGACCAUCAUCCCCGUGAACGGCACGGUGCUGAACUACAGUGGCUGGAGCCAGCGGGAUGACUACCUGCACAGCAUGGGCCCCGGAGCACUGCGAGAAAGCCUGACCGUGCAGAUUCUGGCCACUGAUGCCAAGCGCCCACUCGAUGUGCGUUACAGCUUCUUCGUGCCACGUCAGUUGACCCUGGUGCCUUCCCCAACGCCACCUCCAGAUGUGGCCCCACAGUGGGCCACGGGCCCCUGGCUGAGCUGUUCCCGAACAUGUGAUGCAGGCUGGCAGACUCGCACCGUGCAGUGUAAGGAUUUGCAGGGCAGGCUGGCCAAGGGCUGCCUGCUGGGGAGCCGACCCUCCGCCUUCAAACAUUGCCUGGUCAAGAAGUGCUGAUGACCGGCCACAGGCCCGCUGACAAGCCCAAAGGCACCCCCCACCCCCCGCCCCUGGGCUCGGACGCAAGCAGCCUUGGAGUGCUUGUCCAUUGUUCCUUUUAGUUUUCUGCCUUCCUGCCAUUUUGGGUGUGAUUAUUGUUCGUUUAAACAUGAUUACCAUUUAUAUUAUGGUCCUCUUUGUUGUUAUUUUAAAUUUGUUUCACCAUUUACAUCCUGCAUGUCUGAACUCCUGAGAAAAGGUUUUGAAAAUGGGAUCCCCAAGGCCUCACAAAAGCACUGGCGAGCUGCCACUAUGGCCCAGCUAGCUAUCCCCCUGGCCUCUGGCAAUAAUGGCUUGGUCCAGCAGAAGGUAAAAUCCAGGAGCUGUGUGAGCAUGCUGGGGAUGGAGCUGUCAGCAAUUGUUAGAUUUCCCUUGCCUCAGGGUGAAGGUGAAGAAAAAAGAUAUGAUGGACUUUUGUCAACUGUUGUGAAAAAUGGAAAGACAGAGUGUCAGGAAGACAGAGAAGGGUGGAAGGAGAGAGGGCUGCAGACAGAAGAAGUGGAAGAAGGGAAGUGUUCUCAAUUCCAGCCAGGCUAGAGCUUUUCACAUCAGCAUCAGUGCUCUAGUUAUACACUCUCCGCCGUUCACCAUUCAAAAAAACAGGGCUUCAGUUAGAGGAGGUGCUUUCAUGAGCUUCACUAUGGACACCUUGCCCACAGGGACAUCCGUGUCUGUCUAUAUGAAUGUUUGUCUGUUUGUGUGACAAUGUGUGCCCUGGAUACUCGCAAAUAUGGCAAUGUGGGAAAGGAGGAAGUCAACAUAAAACCAUUCCUGUACUGUCAUACGCUUACACUCUCACUCGAAGAUUCUAUCCCUAACUGUCAAUAACUCAGAUUCUUACCCAAAGAUUCACUCACCCACUCUCACUAACUCAUACUCUCACUACCUGAUUCAUUCUCCCACUGUCAGUAACUCACACUCACUCAAAGAUUUACUCCCCCACUCUCGCUCACUGAUUCGCCAACACACUGGCUUUGAUUUUUUUAUGAUCUCAUCCUUAUGACACCUGCUCAGACAAUGGUACAAAAGCACAGCAUACACUGUGUACACAAGUAGAUUAGUAGAUGAGUACGCAAGUAGACAAACACGCAGAUACAUACUCACACACAAGAACUCUCACACAUUCACUAUACACACACAUGCACACAUAUUCACCAAUACCUACCACAUGUCCAGUGCUGAUCAACAAUCUCACCAUGAGGUAAGCUCCUUGUAAUGGAACAGAAACACAGCACUGAAAUCAUAAUUUAUUGUCUGUACAACUUGUAUGUGAAAGUCUAUUUAUU
Messenger RNA from Megalops cyprinoides (Indo-Pacific tarpon), 4590 nucleotides. RefSeq names its product A disintegrin and metalloproteinase with thrombospondin motifs 5 (gene adamts5). The record is from RefSeq and is a predicted model, not a curated record. Gene Ontology annotation, molecular function: zinc ion binding; metalloendopeptidase activity. Gene Ontology annotation, biological process: proteolysis; extracellular matrix organization. Bases 494 to 3262 code for a protein of 922 amino acids. The transcript is spliced from 8 exons. Lineage: Eukaryota; Metazoa; Chordata; Actinopteri; Elopiformes; Megalopidae.